Lytechinus variegatus (green sea urchin) is the source of this 4781-nucleotide messenger RNA. Its product is annotated as receptor-type tyrosine-protein phosphatase T-like. The record is from RefSeq and is a predicted model, not a curated record. Bases 47 to 4243 code for a protein of 1398 amino acids. The transcript is spliced from 29 exons. Lineage: Eukaryota; Metazoa; Echinodermata; Echinoidea; Temnopleuroida; Toxopneustidae. Gene Ontology annotation, biological process: protein dephosphorylation. Gene Ontology annotation, molecular function: protein binding; protein tyrosine phosphatase activity.
ACCAAGGAAGCUCCUUGUACAGACUGAGAGAGAGAGUGAAUUCACGAUGGAGAUGCUGGUCCACCAUUUCCGGGUGAUAUAUUUACUGAUUUUGAGCAUUAUCAUAUUCUUUAUACCAGGUGAAAGCGUAUCUUUUAUUGGCGUUACUUCCACACCGUAUGGAGCUGGUCAGGUAGCAAGGUUUGCCUUCCUUGUAAGAUCAGGCUCUUCCACAGCCUUACGAGCUGUCAAACUCGGUGUUAAUCCACCAUUGGAGACUGUAUCGACAUUGGACUAUAUAUAUGAUCAAUCAACAUCCAACUUUGUAAGCACAAGUAGUAAUGCAGUCGGAGCCUUUCUUGGAAAGGCAACAGCUGGUGAUAGAGAAGAGACAACGAUUAUCAUUCAUGCUUCAAAUAGAGCCUUUGAGCCAUCUGGUGGAAAGGUAACAGUGAUGGCCAACAUAGGAGAUAACAUCACACUUUCAGUAGUGAAUCUUGAAGGUGUUAAUGAGAGUACUGUAGAGUGGCAACGCUUUUCGGACUUCUCGACUGUCCAGAUGGGCGGUGUUGAUUAUACCAUUGUAGAUGUUAGACCGGAGGAUGCUGAUUAUUAUGGGACGUUUCAGACAGGCCAGAGAGCAUUACUCAGAUAUAGUCUCAUCAAGCUUAUUGUCAGAGCCUGUCCAGCUGGUUUAUACAGCGCACCAUUGUGUAAUUUGGUGUGUCCAAACUGCUACAAUGGAGGUGUAUGCAGUGAUGUCACAGGAGAAUGCAUAUGUGCUCCGGGAUUCGAUGGACCAAACUGUCGUACAGAAUGUGGCGAGUCUCAGUUUGGUUGGGACUGUAGUCAGUCAUGUGGAGUAGGGAAUACAUUAUCCUUGUGUUCAGGGAGUCAUGUAUGUCUCCCUGAUCCGUACGGGUGCAACUGCCUCGCGGGAUUCACCGGAAACCAGUGUGACCAACCUUGUCCUGCUGAUACGUAUGGAGCUGGUUGUAGUGAGACCUGUCACUGUAUAUCAUCAUGUGACAGGUUUACUGGUCAGUGUUCGGACGGUCAGUGUCAAGAAGGAUGGUCAGGAUCAAAUUGUCAAGUUCCUCCAACAUGUCCCGAUGGUUACUACGGCGUGAACUGCACAGACCUGUGCCAUUGUUUGGAUAAUGGUCCGUGUGAUAGAGUCACUGCUAUCUGCUAUAGUACAGGUGGUCUCUGUAUGCCUGGGUAUGCAUCCAAUCAAGUUCAACUAGCCGACUGUCUGUCAUACGAAGGAUGUUUUGAUGAUUGUAGUAAGACCUGCCAUUGUCAAGGUGGUGCCCAGUCAUGUGACAAUAUGACAGGAGUAUGUGCGGGAAGAUGUCAGUCUGAAUGGAUAGGACCUUCAUGCCAAACAGGUGUUGUGCACUCGUCAUAUAAGAAGGUAAACCGAGGCCAGCCUCUCGAUGUGAUGUGUGUGUUCCAUUCCCCAAAGAAUAUAUCAUCCUUGACUAUGUCUGCCAGGCUUGGUACAGCCAUUGGCCCUGUGGUAGACUCCGCUGACAUCGAGACUGAUGGACAGUUCUACAAUGUGACGUUCACGAUUACUAAUGGAGAAACUCUGGUCUACUGUGAGGUGUCCGCUGAUGAGGAAUUCGCCUCCUCCGGAGUUAAUCUUGAUUAUUUUGUUCUUCCGACAUUGAUGAUGGCGCCCUCUGUUGUAAGCUAUACCACUGAGAAUGCUACCAUUGACUGGCUUGGCUGGAGAGCAGAGAAUGAUUCUCUUGAUGGGGGAGAUGGCCCUAUCAUCGGAUACAAUAUAUAUUACGAUGUCGGUAGCACCAUGAACAUGGCUGGGUUUGUAACAUCUGAUGAAGGCAACAUGAUGGGAAGCUACGUAUACACCGUAAUGGGACUAUCUCCAGGGAACACGUAUACAUUCUCUGUAGCAGCGGUGAGAGAAGGCGAAGGAGGAGAGGGACCCAGAGGACCGGAGUCACAGCCAGUUACCUUACCAUUACCAGCUCCAACGACAUCUAUGCCAACAACAGAAGAAAGCAAAACAACCACAGAAAAGGUGACGCUGGCUUCUCCUGCCAAUGAUCAGCUACUCUUGUACAUCAUUGUACCGGUUGUCAUCGUCGUAUGCAUCAUCAUCAUUGUUCUUGUCAUGGUAGUCGUUGGAAUUCAGAGAAGGAAAAGGAGAAAGAUGUUUCAUGAUAGAAGGGAACGCAUCGUUUUAGAAACUCAAGCUAUGAAUGAAUAUGACGAUGAACGCCAAGCUGAGAACCAUAAUGAAGCCUACGAAGAAAAGACAUAUUUGACCGCUAAUCAUGACAAGGACAAAGAGAAGCUCCAAGGGAAAUCCCCUCAACGUCCGGUCUCCCCGCCCCCUGAUGCUCCUGACGGUGGACCCACAGAGGGACCCCCUACUGCCCAUCGACCACCUUCGCAUAAACCUAAGCCCAUUGUCGUAGCGGACUUUGCAAACUACGUUCAAAGGAAUCGCAGAUCUAGGGCAUUUGAAGAGGAGUGGUCGUUACUGCCUCCUGAUAUCAGUCAACCAUGUAAGAUUGCCAGCUUACCAGCAAACAAAGUCAAGAAUCGAUAUCGAAACAUCCUGGCUUAUGACCACUCGCGGGUGGUGCUUGAGGAAGUAGAAGGGUAUCCAAACUCGGAUUACAUCAAUGCAUGCUAUAUCAAUAGUUUUGAUAAGGAAAACAUGUACAUUGCAACCCAAGGACCAAACAAAGCAUCUUUGUCCGAUUUUUGGAGGAUGGUAUGGAUGGAGAAUGUUCACAAUAUCGUCAUGGUAACCAACUUGUUUGAAGAGGGAAAGGCUAAAUGCUUACAGUAUUGGCCCAGUGAAGGAGAAACUGCAACAUAUGGUAACAUCCAAGUUACAUGUCACCAUGUUGAUCUGUGCCAUCGAUAUGUCAUCAGGAUUCUAGCAGCUACAAAUGGCUCAGAAUCAAGGACGUUAAAGCAAUACCACUACCAGGGCUGGCCCGACAAAGGUGUACCAAAGUUUGCUGGUCCUGUCCUUAAGAUGAUUAAGGAUGUCAAUGAAAGCCAGGUAGAAGCAGGAGAUGUACCAUUGCUUGUACAUUGCAGCGCUGGUGCUGGGAGAACGGGUGUCAUCAUCGCUGUAGAUAGUAUCUUACAGGAAGUUCAGAAGCGUGAUCAAAUUGAUAUCUUUAGUUUCAUCAACUCAAUGAGGAACAACAGACCGCAAAUGGUUCAAACUCCGGAGCAAUAUGCUUUUGUACACGAGGCUGUGUUAGAGGGACUCCUGUGCGGGGAUACCUUGAUGCUUGAGGAAGAUAUCACUGAGCAGGUAGAGCAAAUACAGUGGCCCAACCCACACACAGACAAGUCACCAUUACAACAAGAAUAUGAGAUAUUAGACAUAGUAUCAUCCAAUGUGAAUCCCAGCUCAUUUGGUAGCAGCCCUGAGAAUGUGGCUAAAAACAGAUACCCACAUAUACUACCUGAGGACAGAUGUAGACCAUAUUUGAUGACCCCUGUAGACCAGGCUGAUUCUAAUAACUACAUCAAUGCCAGCUUUAUGUCUGGUUACUCCAAGAAGAAUGGAUUCAUUACAACUCAGAUGCCUCUUAAUAAUACUGUGGUAGACUUUUGGAGAUUAGUCCAUGACUACCGUAUAUCAACCAUUGUUAUGCUCAAUCAACUCACUGACAAGUCAUGCAGUAUAUACUGGCCUGUCAACACUAGAAGCGUGACCUUUGGCCCCUUUACAGUGGGUCACAAGGGGUCAGAGAAUAUGAACAGGGUCAAAGUUCGGACGUUAGAACUCCAGUUCAAAGAGGAAGUUCAUGAGAUCCGUCAGUUUGAGGUCCAGACGUGGCCUAGUUGGGUCAAGUCCGACGGUAGCCAGGUCGAGGUUGAUCAGUGUAUGGAUUCAGUCCUUCAACUCAUGGAAUACUUGCAUAGAUGUGAGAGCCAGAGGAAGGGAGAUGGGCCACCUAUCCUAGUCCAUUGCAUGAGUGGAACAGAGGAGACAGGUGUAUUUUGUACUGUCAUGAACUGCUUAGAACAACUCACCAAUGAGGGCGCUGUUGAUGUCUUCCAAAAUCUCAGGCUUCUACGACUUUCCAGGCCUAAUUUUGUCCCCGACAUGGAUCACUAUCUUCUUUGUUAUCGGCUGCUUGCUCGUCAUCAGACGUUGUAUGGUUCAGCGGAGGAGAAGGACUAUGAUAAUCGCAUCCCUUCAGAGGGUUUGUAUGAGAAUGUUGAUCAUGGUAUACAAUCUUUAGCUUCAGAAUGCUAGUCUCUGGACAAUGAAGAGCUCAUCCCAUUUUCAUCAUUAUGUUAUUUUGUUUAGUUUUAGACAUUUAUAUUGUAUGAUUGCACAGAAGAAAUAUAUUUAUUGUACAGGCUUAUUUUCUUUUAUAAGUUCAAAAUCCAAAGUAAUUUUUUACACAUACUUAUAUUCUCCAAAAUGUUCUGACAUUUCAAUGUUUUAUUUUUUCAAUGCUAUCAAAUGGCUUGAUAUGCUCAUGACCAUUAGUUUGUAAUUGUCUGAUCAGGAGCUAGGGGGGCCACUUCCAAGAAACACAUAUUUUUUAUGUACGUAAUGCAAUAAGGGUGUCAAAACACUCUAAAAUACUGAAAAGGGGUAUAUAUUUUGCGAUGAAAGCUUGAUGUUUGCGGUUGAAUUUGUGAGGGCAUAAAAAAGACUAAAAUGCUUUAUAAAGGAUGUACUUUUUGCCCCCACACUACGUGUUUGGAGUUUGACUUGAGCGAGUUGUGGGAGGUGGGCCAGUACAAAACCCAAUGUUAGUGAAGGUAAAGCCGACAGACAUCCU